Molecule: messenger RNA, 2472 nt
Organism: Dinoponera quadriceps
Lineage: Eukaryota; Metazoa; Arthropoda; Insecta; Hymenoptera; Formicidae
Gene: yrt
Product: band 4.1-like protein 5
Exons: 8
Coding region: 184-2415 (743 amino acids)
Cellular component (GO): cytoskeleton
Molecular function (GO): cytoskeletal protein binding
Source: RefSeq, a predicted model, not a curated record
GAGGAGGCUGGAACGGUGAGAAGCACCGGAAUAUCAUAUUGACAGUGAAACGUUUAAAUAUUAGUGAGUGAAAGAGAGGAGUGAGGAAAGGAAUAGAAAAAGUAGCCCUCACCUGAGAGACAGAAGACAGGUCGAUGAUCGGCGAUCGCGCCUUCCACCGAGCACGGAGGGCGAAAGGACAUCAUGCUGAGAUUUUUGUCGCGGCGAAGGGCGCGCGGCGUCAGCGGCCAGACCUCGUCGCAGAUAAAAAAUCAGAGGUUACCCAGUAACAAAAACGUCGUGCAAUGUAGGGUAGUACUGUUGGAUGGCACAGAUCUGCCCAUAGAGCUAUCAAAAAAAGCACUGGCCAGUGACUUAUAUGAGCAAGUAUUUUAUAGCUUAGAUCUAAUAGAGAAGGAUUACUUUGGACUGCAGUAUACGGACAGUAAUAAUGUCCAACACUGGCUAGAUCCAACGAAACCCAUCAAGAAGCAAGUAAAAAUUGGCCCACCAUAUACACUCAGACUCAAAGUGAAGUUCUAUUCUUCGGAGCCGAACACAUUGCGCGAAGAAUUGACGCGAUAUCAAUUCUUCCUGCAGUUGAAGCAAGAUGUUCUGGAGGGUAGACUCCACUGUCCACAUCAGGUUGCAGUCCAAUUAGCUGCUCUGGCGCUGCAGUCUGAAUUGGGAGAUUAUGAUGCUGCCGUGCAUAGCGCCGCGACGGUCUCGGAGUUCCGCUUUGUGCCUGGACAGACGGAACAGAUGGAGCUGGAGAUACUGGAGGAGUACACCAAGUACUCGGGCCUCAGUCCGGCGCAGGCGGAAUCUACGUAUCUCAGCAAGGCCAAGUGGCUGGAUAUGUACGGGGUAGAUAUGCACACGGUGCUCGGCAAGGACGCCUGCGAGUACUCGCUGGGUCUGACUCCGACUGGAAUCUUGGUCUUCGAAGGCACACAGAAGAUCGGUCUAUUUUUCUGGCCCAAGAUCGGCCGUUUGGACUUCAAGAAGAAGAAAUUGACGCUGGUGGUGGUCGAAGAGGACGACGAGGGCAGAGGCGAGCAGGAGCACACCUUCGUGUUCAGGCUGGUGAAUGAGAAGGCGUGCAAGCACCUGUGGAAGUGCGCGGUCGAGCAUCACGCCUUCUUCCGUCUGCGUGCGCCGGUCAAGGGUGCCAGUGGCCGUCAGAAUUUCUUCCGCAUGGGUUCGCGGUUCCGCUACAGCGGCAAGACCGAGUUCCAGACGACGCAGCUGAAUCGGGCGCGCCGCACAGUACAGUUCGAGCGACGUCCGAGUCAGAGGUAUGCGCGGCGGCAGAGUCAUGUUCUCCGUGAGCGGCAGCGUCAGCAAGUCGAGCAGACGCAACCUACCCCGCCUCCAGCCGAAGAAGAGCCUCUGCAGCGACAGCCGAGUCGAUGCAGCACAAAGUCCUCGGACUCGAGUAUUCAAGGCACCUCUUCGCCUUUGGUGGACUCGUUACUGAAGUCUCUCGCUAAAGACCAGCAACCCCUGGAGGCGAGGAAUCAGACUACGGUCGCCAGCAGCGAGAAAGAAUCGGAACCUACGAAGACCAGCUUGACUGUCGAGACUAUCGCCAAUCAAGUGCAGCUAGUGCCGAACAAUCAAGUGGGCGGAACGUCGUCGUUGCCGCCGCGAACGCCGAUCCCGCCGGAAUCGCUCAAGUGCAAUAUACUGAAGGCGACUCUCGAGCAGGGGAAAAACUCAAACCUGAUCUCUAUUACGUCGACGGACGCGCCCGGGGUCAUCGCGAAGAAAAAUCAGCACUCCGACGCGGCGACUAUCGUUUCCGUGGGCGGAGACAAGCUCACCCUCUCCGUGAGCGGAGCGACGACCGCGGUGAGCCCCGCCACGGACGACACCGUCACCGUCACGCAUUUCUCGCUGGACAGCUGGGGUCAGAUCGAGCAGAAGACCACGCCGUUGAGCCCGAAGGUGUCGAAUCAGUCGCAGAACCCCUUCAACCCGUUCACCAACGACACCGGCAACGACUCGGCCGUCAACAACGCGACCACCGAGGUAACCGAGGAGGAGGCUAAGCCGGAGGACGACAAGCAGAAGAACACGAAUCCGUUCAUCGACUCGAACCCCUUCUUGGGCAUACUCAAUCCGUUCAAGGAGCCGCAGCAACCGGCCGCGACGGCCGAGAGAAAGAUCGAGGCGGAGCCGGAAAAGGCCGGGGCGCGAGUCGUCAAGACGGAGGAGAUACAAACAACCACUACGACGCUCACGCAUAAGGACGAGAGCCCGGCUGCGUCGGACAUCAGUCCCUGGCUGGUGGAGGACCUGUUGCAGAGUCCAGCAACUGAUCAAACGCCCACCAAGCAUACGGUCGUCACGAGAAAGACGAUCUGGUCGAAACUUUUGAGAGAACACUUUUGUCGGCGAGGAAUCGCUGAUUCGUCACGGUUAAUUGGAUGAUUGACUAUUCGGGUGAGGGUAUCGGACGACACGACGAUGAUUCUACCUACCUACCAG